Cyphomyrmex costatus is the source of this 1710-nucleotide messenger RNA. RefSeq lists its product as uncharacterized. Gene Ontology annotation, molecular function: cis-regulatory region sequence-specific DNA binding; DNA-binding transcription factor activity. Gene Ontology annotation, biological process: regulation of DNA-templated transcription. NCBI's taxonomy places the organism in Eukaryota, Metazoa, Arthropoda, Insecta, Hymenoptera, Formicidae. The record is from RefSeq and is a predicted model, not a curated record. The transcript is spliced from 5 exons. Gene Ontology annotation, cellular component: nucleus. The coding region runs from base 1 to 1710 and encodes 569 amino acids.
AUGAUCGGGCCAUCGUCAGGGACUACUGGCGAGGUCACCGAGAACCAGUGCUGUGCUUCCGUCAAACGGAAGAUCUUCGACGAUCUGGAGGUCGACGAUUCCAAACGAAAGGUCUUCGAUGAAUUGGACAUUGACAGCUUCUGCGAUGAGGUCCGUCAGACGAAUCGUAAACACUAUCUCGAGGAACUGGAGACGCCGGUAGAGUUGGUGGCUACAUCGAACGACAUCAUCGCCAAUGCGGCGGCACUCUUCUCGCCAAUGUCUGUCCAGGAGGUCGUCGAGGAGUCGCAGGUAGCGCGUUUGGAAGUGUUGCUGGUGGACGGCACAAACUGCACCUGGACGACCAUGUCGGAGCUGGAGCAACAGCAAAAUGUGGACAUCCUUGUGACUUCGUCUUCCUCGUCGUUGUCGUCUUCAGUUUCAUCAACCUCAUCUUCGUCAAACUCAUGUGUCGAGCGUCAUCCUACAGAAACUUACAUUGAAGAGCUUCAUUAUCAGCCGACAAUGUCGAUGAAUUAUUGGGAACCGGUCGCCGCUCCCGUAAUCUCGCUUGCCAAUCUGAACACGCAGCAAAAUAAAGGAACGAUAAGCAAUAAUCAGCAGCAGCAGCAGCAACAACAACAAUUCGAGGAUCAGGAAAAUGGAAAUUUGUCGUGGUUGUUGGACUUCAAACUGGAUCCAUUCAUCGAAGCCGCAGACGAUAGAUCCACUAUGGGACCCACCACGAUUACGAAGAACAAUUAUUAUGGCAAUAAGAAUAAACCGAACGGAAGGUCGCUUGGCUCCAAUUAUGCCAACGACGUCAAGAGAGGAUAUGGUAGUCACGAAAAUUCGUCGACGUAUCGACAGGACGUGAACCAGGUGACUUAUCCCGCCAAUGGAAUCGACAACCGAAAUUUCUCAUCCGCACGAUCCAAUGGGCCAAAGAAACCACCGUUUACCUAUACAGAAUUGAUAGAGCACGCGCUACAAGAGAGAGGCGAGCUCACGGUUUCCGCGAUUUAUCAGUGGAUCUCUGAACAUUUUCCUUACUAUAAAAGCAACGAUGAUCGCUGGAAAAACUCCGUGCGGCACAAUCUCUCGAUAAAUCCGCACUUCAGGAAAGGAUCGAAAGCUACUCAUGGGGCGGGUCACCUUUGGGCGAUCGCGAAUCGUGGCGAUUGCAGACCUCGUCCGUUGCCCGUUAAUAGCCUGACGAGUACACCGACACAAAUAGCGCAAAAUGAAUCUGAAGAAUCUCGGAGUAACAAGAUUAUUAGCCAAAUCAUGGACGAGGUGGAGGCUGCGACGGCGAGCAUCACGCAGCCGAAUUCCGAGGAGGAUGCCGACGAUAUACUGAAUUCCGUAACGCUCGAGCAUUCUGCUGAGCAAAUACUCAACGGAAUAAAACGCCAAGUGGAAGUGCAAUAUCUAGUUCCCAUAGUAAGCAACGAUUCCGAGGCAGGUCAACAGAACGAGCAGGCGACGGAGCAACAAACAGAUUCACUUCAAUGCUCCUUCAAGGAAAGUGAUUUCCUGAACCCGGUAUCCAAGGAGGUCGUUGCCGAGGAAUGUGGACUUGUAAAUGAGGGAUAUUUGGUCACGGAUCCGACUACCCUGGGAUUAAACGUGGUCGAUCCCGAGAUUAUAGGAUCGGAAAAUCUCUUCGGUGAAGAACUCAGCUUUCAGUUUUAUGAAUUGACGUCGCCGUCGCAGCUGCAAUCCGCCUGA